This is a messenger RNA of Closterium sp. Naga37s-1, 639 nucleotides long. The record is from the annotation of a GenBank genome assembly. Lineage: Eukaryota; Viridiplantae; Streptophyta; Zygnematophyceae; Desmidiales; Closteriaceae.
AUGGCGUACUCUAGCCCAAGUUUGUUUGUAACCGCUGGUAGAAGUGCCAAAACCGUCUCUAUCACCAUCGCCAGCACCUCCACCUCGUCCCACUUCAAAUCCGAAUGCAACCUCCGCCUCUCCCUCCAUCAGAGGGGCGGUUUAUCCAGCGAAGCCAUGGCUGGCAUUGCUGCUGCUGGCGCUGUGGCUGUCAUUGUGUUGCUGCUGUUGCUGAGCUGGGUGCUGUGCCAGCGAUGCCGCAUCAAAGAGGUAGCAGGAGGAGGGGAUGGCGAUGGAAAUGAAGGGGAGGCACAGAGGAAGGAAAAAGCAGAGGAGGAGCGGGUGAAAGGACACAGCAGAGGAAAGGCCCGCCUGUCACCACUGCCGCCUACUCCCCCACCACGCCUCUUCCUCUACCCCUCACACUCCUACCCCCCUACCUCCUUUCCUCCCUCCACUUCUCCCUCCGCUUCUCCCUCCCACUCCUCCCUCAUUCCCACCCAUUCGUCGCUCCCGCUCCUCCCCUCUCCUCCCUCUCGCUCUGCCUCCUCUCCUCCCUCCCUCUCCACCCUCUCUCCUCCUUCCCGUUCCAUCUCCUUCCUCCCUCCCAUUCCUCAGCGCCUCCUUUUCACCCCACCCACUCCACGCCCCUUCCUCUGA